AUGGCGAAUCACCAUACUCCAAGCAAGCAUCGUCGCUUGAACGCAGCAGCAGCUCUGUCCAAGCCCUUCAAGUCUCCACUGCGAAGGCUCGAUCCCCCCACCGAUGCCAGUGGACCAUCUCACAAAGUAACAGAGGCAGCCCACACAUCACCUGAAACGAAUCUCCGAUCCGAGGAGUCAGCGCCAGUUCCUGACCUGCAAUCGCGCAAAAGGUCCCCGGAAAUUGCAGCACGGCCAAUGAGAGUAGCGAAACGCUCUGCAUUUGCUAGUCCACUGCAGUCACCUUGCGCAGAUCCCGAACUUUUGCGACUGCAGAAGGAAGAACGUACUAUGCUGGCCCGCGUUGCGGCUCUCAAGGAGGAACUCAAUCUUGUGAAAGAAGCAAUCCGUAUCGAGUCAUCUAACAGAGACCAUGAGCUCGAGGCCUUGAUCUUGAAAUGGCGCAACGCCAGUCAAGAGGCAGCUAACGAAGUAUUUGAACACGCUCAAGAGCGUAUCGCCCGGAUGGGUGGGCUGCAAGCUUGGAGAGAGCGCAGUCAACAGGAUGCCGUGCGCUGGAACAACGACAUCGAUGAAACACAAGCGCAUGGAAACGAUGACGAUAAUCAGACUUAUGAUCUGGAAGAAGGGUUGGUUCAUGGCAAAGAUAGUCCCCAGAACACUUCGCAAGAUUUGUCCAGUGAAGUAAUAUUGUACCCCAACUCUUUUCGAUCAAAAAUCGAGUUGGAUCUAAUACCUCAGUCACAGGAUUUUACCAUGGGUUUCAUGCUCAGAACAAUGAAGAUCGACGAACGUCUGAUUGGCUUCGACUCGGUGUCAGACAAAUGGUCGCAGCCAUCGGACGAGACUGGCAGCAACAGGUGA
Messenger RNA from Penicillium diatomitis, 864 nucleotides. RefSeq names its product putative DNA repair protein Dds20/Mei5. Gene Ontology annotation, biological process: DNA recombination. The coding region runs from base 1 to 864 and encodes 287 amino acids. The record is from RefSeq and is a predicted model, not a curated record. Lineage: Eukaryota; Fungi; Ascomycota; Eurotiomycetes; Eurotiales; Aspergillaceae. The transcript has a single exon.